UGGUGUGCCUUGGAACUAAAAGAAGAAAAAAAUAAUAAUAAUUUACAUAAAUUAAAACCAAACAAAAUAUAAAUGAAAUUAUUAAUAUUGAAAUAACCAAAAAUCCAUAAUUAAUUUAAAAAAUACUUAAAUUAUGUAAACUUAGUGUUUUAUAAGAAUUACAGUGUUUUUUUAUUUUGUGCAACAAAAGAAGUAAUAAGAAAAUAUUCUCCAAAACAAAGUAACAAACAACAAAAAAUAAAUUGCUUAGUACUAAAGCUACAACAACAACAAAAUACAUACACAUCAAUAACAAAAACUAAAAAAAAUUUAAGUGAAAAUAAAAAGAACCUGUAACAAAAUAAAUUUAAUAAAUAAAACUCCGCUUAAAAAAUUGUUUAUUAAACAAAAUAAUUUAAAUUAUUUAACAGAAAUAUUACAAUAUUUGUAAUAAAAAUUGUACCCUACGCUUUUGAAAAACAAAACAUUAAGCAAGAAAGAAAAUAAAAAACAAAAAGCCAUGAGUAAUGUCAAGUUGAGACACAAACAACUAAAGAAUAUCAAAUAAGCAGAAAAAAAAUACCAACAAAAUGCAAAAUACAACAAAAUAUUAAGAAAAAUAAAUAAAUAGCAACAAAUACAGAAUAAAAUAAAAAAUAAAUAAAUAUUAAAACGUUAAGAAGCAAUGAAUGCGCUAAACACAACAACAACAACCAACCAUAAAUACAAAUAAUGUUUGUUGUCGUCAUUUGCCUCUGUGCUGCUGUUCCUCCGUUCUCUGCUCUGCUCAGAAGAUAAUUUUUAUUUUAUUUAGAAAUUAGAAAAUGACAAAUGGUUGAUGAAUUUCGUAAGAUAACAAUAAUGUGCUAAAAUAAACUUGAAUCUACAAACAACAAAUAUAAAAAUAAUUAUAAUAAUAAUAAAAAAAAUAAAAACAAUCAACAACAACAGCAUUAACAAUUUUACACUCAAAAAAUAAUAACAAUAGAAAACAAAAAUUUUCUGCAUGUUUGCUUACAUAAACAACAAAGUUUAAAACGUGUGUGUGGAAGUGUGUCUCUUAUAAAAAAAAAAAACAAAAAGUAAACAAAACAAAGCAAAGCAGAGAAACAACAACAACAAAAACAUAAACAAACAAAAUGCCUGAAACCGAAUAUGAAUUUAUUAGCAAGGAAUGGUUGCAAUCGGAAUUGCGCACCGUUUCCGGUUGCUCUUCGUUGCGCGAUGCCAAAGAUUUAAUAAUAUUAGAUUGUCGCAGCUCCAAUGAAUUUGGCGAGUGCCAUAUACGAUCGGCUGUUAAUUUCUCCAUACCCAGCAUAAUGCUGCGACGUCUGGCCGCUGGCAAAAUCGAUCUAUUGUCCACCAUAAAAUCACCCGAUCUUAAAGAACGCAUACAAAAUGGCUAUAAAGUUAGUCUGUUUGUGUUAUACAAUGAUGUGGCUGCUAAUGGUGGUGGCGGCUUGCAAACGGCAAAUAGCAAUAAUGAUUCAUCCUCAGCUCCCACUCUGCUAUUAUCUUCCCAACAAUCCUCUUCCAUGGAUGUUUUGGGUGGUUUAAAUGUGGGCUCUGCUUUAGGCAGUCCUGAUUCCACCAUAAAUGUUUUACAUAAACGUUUGAAACAAGAUGGUUGUCGUGUGGUCGCCCUACAAGAUGGUUUCUGCAGUUUUCGCCAAACAUUUCCCGAAUGGUGUGAAGAUGGUAGUUUACAAAAUAAAGAAAUGGAAUCUAGUCGUAGCACUCAGGCAGAUCAAUUAAUGGGUUUAAGAUCUCUGCGGAUUUCAACACCACAUUCCGAUUCAGCUUGUAGCAGUUCAGCUGAGUCAUCUGAUUGUGAAGGUACUUCACAUCACAAUUUCAAUGAGGCCCCCGUAGAAAUAAUACCUGGCCUAUUUUUAGGCAAUGCCAUGCACAGUUGUGAUGCAAGGGCAUUACAAAAAUACAAUAUAAAAUAUGUUUUGAAUGUAACUAAAGAUCUUCCAAAUGUCUUCGAAGCUGCGGGCGGUAUACAAUAUUUACAAAUACCCAUUACCGAUCAUUAUUCUCAAGAUCUGGCCAUGCAUUUUCCAGCUGCCAUACAGUUUAUAGAGGAAGCUCGUUCUAAAAAUUCGGCCGUGCUGGUUCACUGCCUAGCUGGUGUCUCUCGUUCUGUAACAGUGACGUUGGCCUACUUAAUGCAUACCCGAGCUUUAAAUCUCAAUGAUGCAUUUACUCUAGUGCGCGAUCGCAAACCGGAUGUUUCGCCCAAUUUUCAUUUCAUGCAACAAUUACAUUCAUUCGAACGCCAGUUGCGUUUGAAUACCAAUGAAGCGAUGGAUCAAAGUGGCAGUGGUGGGGGAGGAGGUGUCUCUGUAACAAGUGGCGAUAUAUCGAUGGGUCAGUGUGCAUCUUCGAAAUUCUCAUGCAAUUGCAUAGCCACCGACUGUAAGUGCAUACAAUCGGGCGGUUAUAUAGCACAAUUGGCCAAAGCCGCCACCGGCAUCUCUCCAGAUUCCGGCAUUGAAUUCGAUCGAUGGACUCCGUCUUCGGAUACAGGUCUUAAAUGAGAUCAACUUGUAGGAAAGAGUUUUGUACUGCCACCGAAUAUAAAUGAGCCACCGCAAACCUUAAAUGCCGACAAUAUGUCGCCUGCCUCAACAAACUCUUCAUCUACCUCAACUACUACCACAGUCGAAGCUGUCUCAGUAGUUGAAGUCAAUAAGAAAUUGCAAGAAGAGUGAUGUUAGAGUAAAGCCAUCAGGUGGAAUUUAAUAUCCCUAAACACACACAAACAAACACAAAGCGAUUAAAUGGACGUACAAAACCUUUUCCUACUUGUUGUUACAUCAUCAUCAUCAUCUUGUUUUAAUUCAACUGUUUUUUUGUCCCCCUUUUUAAACCAAAAAAAAAGGCACAAAUUUUAAGUCUCCCUCCUUCCUGCUAAAACUCCUAUUUUUUAACAAACAAAUUAUUUUGAUUAAAUUGUAUAUUGUAUUGUAUCGUGUCAUCCUACCCCCUCCCCCCAUAAACCAUACAUUAAAAGGGGCGGGAGGACACAACACACACUAAAUUAAUAUUGAAAGAAAUGUAUUUUAGUUUUUAAGUUCCAAACCAACAUUUAUUCAAACACAAUUAAGAUGAAAUCUUAAAUAGAAUUUUUAUGUGUGUUGAAUUGUUAUAAAAGAAAAAAAUUAAAUUAGUUUUAAGUAAUUAGAAACAAAGAAAAGAGUUCUAACAUUUAAAUAUUAAAACAAAUAUUUGCUAAAUGUUUGAAAACAUCAAUAUAUAAAUCCAUUAAUUUAUGUAUGUACAACGUACAUACCAAACAAACAUUAUUUAAGUCAUUUAUUAUUAUUAUUAUAUAAAACUAAUUGAAUAUAUUAAAAUUAUUAAACAAACAAAACAAAAAAAGAUUGAGUAAUUUAUACUUAAAUAUCAAACAAAACAUUGUAAUAGUCCAUACAAAAAACAAACAAACAAAUAUAUAUAUAUUUAUAAAACAACUUACAGAAUUAUAAAGAAAAAGAAUUACGUUUUUUUAUAUUAUAUAUAUUUAAAAUAAUAAAUCCUAAAACAAAAUACAAAGAAUUUAUUAAGAAAAAUAAACAAACAAAAAAAUAUUUUCAAAGAAAA
Molecule: messenger RNA, 3588 nt
Organism: Calliphora vicina (urban bluebottle blowfly)
Lineage: Eukaryota; Metazoa; Arthropoda; Insecta; Diptera; Calliphoridae
Gene: Mkp3
Product: Mitogen-activated protein kinase phosphatase 3
Exons: 5
Coding region: 1119-2522 (467 amino acids)
Biological process (GO): protein dephosphorylation; negative regulation of MAPK cascade
Cellular component (GO): cytosol; cytoplasm
Molecular function (GO): MAP kinase tyrosine/serine/threonine phosphatase activity; MAP kinase tyrosine phosphatase activity; protein tyrosine/threonine phosphatase activity
Source: RefSeq, a predicted model, not a curated record